AUGGAUACUAAUUAUUCUGAUUACAUCAAACCAACAAGUUAUGAUUACUACGGUACGGGAACACAAUCGGAGAAAUCUAAAUAUGUUUAUUAUAUAAACGUAUGUACCGGAGAUAAUGUAGCAAGCUUUGCAAAGAACAAGACCAUUUAUGAGCGCCUUGAAGGGUGUAACUCCGAGGAACAACAGGAGUUGCGUAAAAGAAAAUACUGUGGCAUGCGUUCCUUUGCUGAGAUCCGUAAACCAGAUCCCAGUGAGAGAUUCAGGUUCACACGAGAUGUUGAAGUUAUAGUAUCCAAUGAAACUGGAGAAGAGGAUAUGAAUAGUAAUGAUAAACCAAGUGAUAUCUUACUGAUGGCAUUGCUUACUCUCUCAGAUACCCUCGAAUCCAUCGAAACCAAUCCUCUUUUAGAAAGAUACGAGGGAAACAAAUGUUACUGGGUGCAUAUCAAGCAUCCAAUGUCAGCCAUAUAUUUUACCAGGGAGAUUAAUUACAUAGAUUUUUUUGGUUAUAACAGCAAGAAUAGUGGAGAAUUAAAAUAUACUGAUACUAUAGAAAACAUAUAUGCUCAACUCAAAAAACACGAUAGUGUGAUCAAAAGUGAUAUUGAUUUUUAUGAGCAAAAAAACGAUAUCGACGAAGCCAUAUUGGCAUUUUUCAAGGAACGUUAUGCAUUUGUACCCGAUCCAACAUGGCUCAGUAAUCAUAAAAAACCAAAAAAUAUACCAAAAAAUUAUUGGUCGAGACCAAUAUCAGCAUCCUU
Racocetra persica is the source of this 761-nucleotide messenger RNA. Lineage: Eukaryota; Fungi; Glomeromycota; Glomeromycetes; Diversisporales; Gigasporaceae. The record is from the annotation of a GenBank genome assembly.